Molecule: messenger RNA, 444 nt
Organism: Vicia faba (fava bean)
Lineage: Eukaryota; Viridiplantae; Streptophyta; Magnoliopsida; Fabales; Fabaceae
Source: the annotation of a GenBank genome assembly
AUGAACAUCUCAGGCUGCAUCAAUGAACUUUGUUUAUCCACCGUCUCAAGCUUUCAUCCACCGAUUCAAACCAAACGUCAUCGCCUACUUCGACCAACCGAUUCGACGCAAUCUCAACAUUCACCAUUUCCUCUUCGUCCGCUCGCGAUUUCGUAUUUCAGUCGCGUAUCAACCUCGUUCUGCUUCAAUUUGUUGUCUACUCCAUCUUUCACUCAGCUCCGAUUCAACCUCGCCAUUCACAGCAUCGUCGCGUCGUUUCUCUUCUUCCAAUGCUCAUCUCUGAUUCGCUCAACUCAAAUUCUCGUUCAAAGCUCUUCGACCUCGCCUUCACUCAUCAUCACAGUUCGUUUUCUGCUUUGUCAGCUUCACCUCCUUCUCUCGUUCACAUCCUACUUCCAACCAUCGCGUUCAACAGCCAACACGUUCUCGGUUCGUUCACGAUGA